Molecule: messenger RNA, 2173 nt
Organism: Lactuca sativa (garden lettuce)
Lineage: Eukaryota; Viridiplantae; Streptophyta; Magnoliopsida; Asterales; Asteraceae
Gene: ATRAD17
Product: RADIATION SENSITIVE 17
Biological process (GO): DNA damage checkpoint signaling; mitotic DNA replication checkpoint signaling; DNA repair
Molecular function (GO): chromatin binding; DNA clamp loader activity
Source: RefSeq, a predicted model, not a curated record
CGUCAAUUCCAGAACAGGGCACACAACAAAUGGGGGUUUCUCAGUGUUCUUUUUGCAGUCGUUAGGGUUUUAUCGACAACUGUUUCGACGCCAAAACAGAAAAAUUUGAAGCUUAGUCGCCCAUCGUAUUUGAUAUAAGGGUUAAUUGAGAAGUAGUUACUCUUUUCAGUUAUUUGGUUCUAGCAAAUGGGAAAGAGGGAAACCAUUGUUUUAUCAUCAUCGGAGGACGAUGGUGACUGUAAUGAUAAUGAUUUUGCAUCAAAGUCGAUUUUGAAGUAUUUCAAGCAGCCGAAAUCGGGAGCAGCUUCUGUUCCUCGAACUAACACCAAGGGUCCAAUUCCAAAGAAAGCUCGAAUUUCCAGUUCUCGUUCACAUCCAGGCAAAAGUUCUAAUCCAUUUGACGAGAUGAAAGAGUUCUGUGAGGAUUUUGGUGAAGGUUUUACUGGGUUCAAGGUAUCUGCUGGUCAUAAACGAGACAACAAAGAACUAUGGGUAGACAAGUAUAAGCCUCGCUCUUUGCUAGACUUAUCUGUUCACAAAAAGAAAGUUGAAGAGAUUAAAAUAUGGCUUGAAGAAAGAAUCAAAACCAAAAACAACAAUCAUUACAAUCAUGUUCUUGUCAUAACUGGACUUCCUGGAGUUGGAAAAUCUGCAACUGUUGAAGCAAUUGCCUCCCAUCUUGGAGUCACAGUAUAUGAAUGGAACACACCUACUCCCACAAUCUGGCAAGAACACAUCCACACAACCAAUGCAGGGUUGCGUUACAUGUCAAAGUUAGAUGAAUUUGAGAAUUUUGUUGAGAAAAUAAGAAAAUACGGAUUAAUUUCUUCUUCAUUGACUAAAGAACCACAAAAGAAACCCUUUCUUAUCUUGAUCGAUGAUCUUCCAGUUACAAAUGGAAAGAUUUCUUAUGGUAGACUACAACGUUGUCUCCAUCUUCUUGUCCAAUAUGUUUGUGUUCCAACAAUUAUAUUAAUCACAGACUAUGGUAGAUCAGACACAGCUGAUUACACCUCAAGAUGCUGGGAAGAACUUCAGACUUCUCUUCAAAAUGCAGGAGCUUUUAAAGUUGCUUUCAAUCCAAUCACAGCAAACUCCAUCACAAAAAUGCUUUCAAGAAUUUGUAGGGAAGAAAAACUUAAAACAAAAGCUGAACAGAUUGAUGCUAUAGCUAAAGCAAGUGGAGGUGAUAUCAGAAACGCAAUCACAUCUUUACAGUACUUCAAUCUGAAAUCAAAUUCCAAGGGUAUUUUCGUCAAUUCCAAUUGUUUAGAUGAUGGGUACUCUUUAUCAUGUGGCAGAGAUGAAACUCUCUCCCUGUUCCACGCCCUCGGGAAAUUCCUCCACAACAAAAGAGAAACAGAGAAAGCUACUACAUCCGACUCUUUAAAGGAGGAAUUUACAAGAUUGCCCAUGAAAAUGGAUGUACCAGAGAAGGUCCUUGGUCAAGCACACGGACAAGCAAGACCUAUUGCUGAUUUCCUACACGAAAAUGUUUUAGAUUUUGUUGAAGAGGAAGGAAUAGAUGAUGCAUGGGUUGUAGCUUCAUAUCUAAGUGAUGCUGACUCACUUCUGGCUUCAUUAAAUGGAAUAAGAUCAAGAAGUUAUGAAGCUGAGAAUCUCAUCCAAUCAACUGCUGCUUCAGUUGCAGUUCGUGGGGUCAUGUUUGGAAAUCGUCACCCUCUAUCUUCAAGGUGGCAUGCCAUUCGUCGUCCGGUGAUGUGGCAAGUUGAACAAUCACAAUGGCGCAACAAGAAGGAGAUGAUUGGGGAAAGAUGUGUUGGUGGGUAUAAUGGUGUGAGUUUGUCGGAUCUUUCAGUGAUUGCAACUGAGUGGAAACCGGUUAGUAAGUGGUUGGGUGGAUCAAUGGUUGAUAAUAAUGACUGUGAUUUGGAUCAUUUUGAGGAGAUUUGUGAUGAUGAUGAUGAAAUAGAAGAUUGGUAGUUUUUAGAGGGCAAAUUUUGUGAGAAAGCAAAAGUUUGGGUUAGUUUUUGUAAAUGGUGUAAAUUUAUGACGAGUUUGAGAUUAGAUAUGUUUUGGUUCUAUUUUCAAGUGGUGAUCAUUUUAGUUGGUUAAAACUCAAGAGAUACCAAUGUAAAUGAAAUCAUUAACUUCAACUUGAUUUUGUUCAUUGGAAGUAGAAGAGUAAAUUAAAGAAAUUGAUGUCCAAAAA